Bombus pascuorum is the source of this 2693-nucleotide messenger RNA. RefSeq names its product cyclic GMP-AMP synthase-like receptor (gene cGlr1). The record is from RefSeq and is a predicted model, not a curated record. Lineage: Eukaryota; Metazoa; Arthropoda; Insecta; Hymenoptera; Apidae. The transcript is spliced from 9 exons. Bases 476 to 1678 code for a protein of 400 amino acids.
CCACUUGCGCUACCAAUAAACUCACGGUUGCGUAUGCCGUGCGCUACAAUAUAACACGCGUUGAGGCGACAAAGUAACCCGUCACCGGGUCUGCGAGUGCAAUCUUUUAAGCAGCGCCCCAACGCGUUGGUAGGGUCUUAUAUGAAGAGUUUUACACGGAUAUCAAUAAAUACUCACGGCAACAAUAGCACUUUAUUUAUUAAUAAUCUACUACUGUAUGGUAGAUUUUAAAAUAUUUUGAAAUAUGUAAUACCACAAGGCAUUCCUUGCACUCCUUAGCCGACGUGCAGCGCACGUCAUUUUUAUUUCUGCGACAAAUGCCCAUCGACGUGGUAUACAUGUUGCUGGCGAUUUUAGAACAAAAGCAUCUCGACUAAUAUUCAAAAGGAGGGAUUUACAUAUUACAAAUCAAACGCGUUAUAUAUUUCCACUGUUUCUUUUUCCAAAAAGAAAAACGCAUUAAUAUAUCUUUAAGAUGCAAAACACGGAAAUGAAGAAGUAUCUUCAAAGUGAUGAAACAUUGAAUAAAAUAAAUAGCAUGUUCAUAUCGCUACAAAUUGAUGAGGUAAAGAAAGUUAACGAGCAGUUACUACCGAUAAUUGAAAUGCUAAUAAAUCAUAUGAAAUCAGAGGAUUCACUGUUUGAAAAAAUGUACAAAGAAAUUAUUUUCUGUGGUAGCUUCUAUAAAAAUACAAAAAUAGAGGCACCAAAUGAAUUUGAUCUUAAUAUUACUUUAAAGCUCCCUAUCAACUAUAAUUACAUAAAUUGUUCCUCAGAUCGGGCAGGCUUUGUAAAAAUAUCUAUAGAAGAUAAUGUGCAAGCAUGUGCUACAUAUACAUAUAAAAAUCUUACAAAUAAAGAAAUAAGACAACUUAACAAGUUAAUAUCUAAUAAUUUUGUGAAUCCAAAUACAUUUCGUUUUUGGAUUAAAGGAAUUAUAGACAGAGUUAUGAACAAGCUACAGAAUGUUGGAAAUAGAUACAGAUUACUAACAAAUAAUUUGUAUAAAGCAUACAUUAAAAAAAGUGAAAGUGGGCCUGCGAUCACAUUAAUAGUGAAUAUUCCAUAUAAAACUGAGGAUAUACAUGUUGAUUUAGCACCAUCCUUACCUUUUGAUAUAUAUGUCAUUCAAAGAUAUAUUCCAGAAUUUGAUAAACUUGAAACGUGUCGAUAUAAAAACUGGUUUGCAAUUCCAGUACCAGUACGUACUGAUUGUAAUAAUAGUGAUUCUAGUUUGGCAUCCCUUUAUUGGAGAACUGCUUUUAGUCUUCAAGAAAAUGAAGUCCUUGCAAAAUGUGGUCGUGUAAAACAAGUUAUACGUUUACUGAAGAAAUUAAGAAAUACACAAAACCUGAAGAGUAUAGCAAGCUAUUACAUAGAAACUACAUGUUUAAACAAACUGACAGAAAUAGAUAUAAACAUCAAUAGAAUAUCUGUGACAUAUUUGUUUUUUGAAAUGCUUAAAGAAUUACAACGUGUUUGUGAACAACGGAAGCUAGACUAUUAUUGGAAUAAGGAGUACAAUUUAUUAUCUAGAAUUGGCGAGAUGGAAAUGUAUAACAUAGCUCAACGUUUAAAAAACAUCAUUAAAGAUAUUGAAAAGAAUGCAACGGAUAAAUAUAUAUUGGCCAAAUAUAUUCGUAAGUUAUGUUGUUUAAAAUGUGUUACAUUAUAUUAAAAUAGGUAUUUAUUUUAUGCGACUUCCUAGUGUAAAACUUGAUACAAAUAAGUGGAUUUUGUCCCACAUGAAUAUGUAAAACAUUUUCUUUGCAAAUUCUUUGCUAAAACAUUUAUAAACAUAGCGUUUAGAGAAAUAGGUAAUGAUUAUUCAUAAUGAUAACAUCCUGCUAGUCUGUAUCAAAUCUAAAGCUAUUAUUUUUUACAUUAUAGUAAACUCGGAGGAAUUGAUGUCACUAAAGGAUAACAUAGAUAAACAUGGUAUAUAUUAGUUAUCAUAAUAAAACAAUAAUUACAAUAAUUACGCACUGUACUAAUUACGUCAUUAUAUAUGUAUUAUAGACAACAUAAUUCCACAAGAUGAGAGAAACAAUAAUACAGACCAAACAGAUAGCAGCGGUUGUGUAAUCCUCUAAUUUUAUUGCCUAAAUUUGUUGUAAUAAUAUAUAUAUAUAUAUAUUCCGGAAUUACCUAAGUUAAAGUAUAGUUGUUAUAAUAUUAUAUAAUAUUAUAUAUAUAUUAUAUUAAUAUUAUAUAAUAUAUAUAAUAAUAUAUAAUAUUAUAUAAUAUAAUAUAUAUAAUAUAUAUUUUAUAUAUAUAUAUGUUAUAAUAAAAUUAUAACAACUAUACUUUAACUUAGCUAAUUCCGGAUUGAUCAAGAGUAAAUAAUUGACAGUGGUUUAAAUUACAUUCGCAAAUGAGACAAAAAUGUAGAGUAAAAUUUUUUCAUAAGAUGCUUCAUUUUCGAAAAAAGCAAAUUUGAAAAUGUAUCCUGCGCAUUUAUCAAACCAGUUCGUAAUUAAACAUGUUUACACUUUGUUUUCUUAAAAAUGAAGUCUUAAAUGAAAGAAGUUUAUUUUACAUUUUUGACUUAUUUUCGCAUGUAUAAUAACCUUUCAUUGAUUGUUUGCUCAUACCUAGUGAGUACUUAGCCAAGUUAAAGUAUACUUCACAAAUUUUCAAUUUCGAUUUUCUCAGAGACAAAGUGUCAUAUGAAAAAAUUUUAUCUUAUCUAA